GCAAUUUCUCUCAAUAAUUUGAACUUCAUGCCCUAAUCUAAGCAACCGCCGCCGAUUCCGCCGCCAUCGCCGUCGCCGGAAACAACAGCAAUACGAAUCUCGACUCCGAUCAUCAGGAGGAUCUGAAUAAACCAGGUUAAGAAAAAUGGCUACAAACACUACUGUUAAGUGCCCUGCUCCGAUGAAGGCGACAUCAAAUGGUGUAUUCCAGGGCGAUGAUCCAUUGGAUUUUGCUCUGCCUCUUGCAAUCCUUCAGAUAUGUUUGGUGGUUGUUCUAACUCGGUUCCUAGCUUUUCUUCUCAAACCAUUGAGGCAACCCCGAGUUAUUGCAGAGAUUAUUGGAGGUGUGUUAUUGGGUCCAUCUGCAUUUGGCCGGAGCACGGCUUACCUUCACAAGGUGUUCCCAGCUAGAAGCCUGACUGUGCUCGACACACUAGCGAACCUCGGCCUGUUGUUCUUUCUGUUCCUUGUCGGGUUAGAAUUAGACCUGAAAUCUCUUCGAAGAACAGGAAAACAAGCAUUGUGUAUUGCAGCUGCAGGAAUUAGUCUCCCAUUUGCGUUAGGAAUCGGUGCUUCAUUCGCACUAAGAGCAACAAUCUCUCAUGGUGUAAAAGAAGCUCCUUUUCUCGUCUUCAUGGGUGUCGCACUCUCCAUAACUGCAUUCCCUGUUCUUGCACGUAUCUUAGCCGAGCUUAAGCUCUUAACCACAGACGUCGGUCGAAUGGCAAUGUCUGCAGCCGCAGUAAACGAUGUUGUUGCUUGGAUUCUACUCGCGCUUGCGAUUGCACUUUCAGGGUCUGCCCAUUCUCCUAUUAUUUCUUUAUGGGUGUUCUUAUGUGGGUUCGGUUUUGUUGGACUCUGUUCUAUUGUUAUCCCACGGAUAUUCAAUUGGAUGGCUAAACGUUGCCCUGAGGGCGAACCUGUGGACGAGGUUUACAUUUGUGCUACUAUGGCCACAGUUUUAGCUGCAGGGUUUGUAACUGAUUCAAUCGGGAUUCAUGCGCUUUUUGGUGCGUUUGUGGUUGGUGUUCUUAUUCCAAAAGACGGGCCUUUUUCAGGUGCGUUAGUUGAGAAAGUGGAGGAUUUGGUAUCGGGUUUGUUCCUUCCUCUUUAUUUCGUGUCGAGCGGUUUGAAAACAAACGUGGCUACUAUUCAAGGACCGCAAUCGUGGGGGCUUCUUGUUUUGGUUAUAAGCACGGCCUGCGUUGGGAAGAUGGUUGGCACGAUUGUCGUAUCGCUUCUAUGUAAGAUUCCGUUUCGUGAAUCGCUGGCGUUGGGAUUCCUGAUGAAUACUAAAGGUUUGGUUGAGCUCAUCGUGCUUAAUAUUGGGAAAGAUAAAGGUGUUUUGAACGACCAAACGUUUGCGAUUUGUGUUCUGAUGGCUCUGUUCACAACUUUUAUCACUACGCCACUUGUGAUCGCGGUUUACAAACCGGCUAAGAUGAACGUUCGAGCUGAGUAUAAGUAUAGAACGAUUCAGAGAAGGGCUACAAAUUCUCAGCUUCGGUUAUUGGCUUGUUUCCAUAAUACUAGGAACAUUCCGUCUUUGCUUAACUUAAUAGAAGCAUCUCGUGGAACUUCGAUGAGGAACGGGCUUUACGUUUACGCCAUGCAUCUCAUGGAGCUCUCAGAGAGAUCCUCCGCCAUUCGAAUGGUUCUCAAGGCGACGAACGACGGGGUUCCGUUCUGGAACAGGGGUCAGUCUUCGGAUUCAAACCAAGUCGUUGUAGCGUUUGAAACGUUCCGUCAGCUAAGCAGAGUGACGAUUCGACCUACGACCGCUAUCUCGAGAAUGUCUAACAUCCAUGAUGAUAUAUUUAGCAGCGCGGAGAGUAAGAGGCCCGCGAUGAUAAUUCUUCCUUUCCAUAAAUACCCUCGGCUCGACGGGCAGCUCGAGGUAAUGAGGGCGGAAUUCAGACAGGUUAACAGGAAUGUUCUAGAAGGAGCCCCGUGUUCGGUUGGGAUACUCGUCGACCGCGGGCUAGGUGGGAACACUCAUGUUUCUUCGAAAAACGUGAACUCUGUUUUCACGGUUUUGUUCUUUGGUGGGCAUGACGAUCAAGAGGCUCUGGCUUACGGGGCUCGAAUGGCGGAGCAUCCGGGGAUUACAUUGGUCGUAAUUCGAUUCAUGGUGAGUCCGAGGGCGAUGGGGGAAUUUGUGAACAUUGAUGUGGAGAAAGUUUACGGGAAUGCGGAACGUUUGGAGGAUGAUAAUGUGUUUGCCGGUUACAAGGAUAAAUUAAAGGAUAUUGAUUCGGUUAAGUUUGAGGAAAAAUCGGUUAGUAGUGCGGGCGAAGUUGUCGAGGUUAUACGUGAGAGGAGCGGCAGUUGUAAUCUGUUUGUGGUGGGGAGAAUUCCUGCGGGGCAAUUAGCGGCGGCUUUGAAGGUGAAAUCGGAUUGUUCUGAAUUGGGACCGGUUGGAGGAUUGUUGACUUCACCCGAGUUUACAACUACGGCUUCGGUUCUUGUGGUGCAGCAGUAUCGGGAUCAGCUUUCUUCGGACUCGUUGGCGUCUUUAAAAGAAGAAGACGACGAUGAAGAGACUCCGGGACGAGGGAGCGAUCUUUGUUCGGAUACAAAUUGAAUGUUUCUCGGUUGGGAUUAAAUCGCGUGGAUUAGGUUUGUUAAUCUUGUAAUGUGCUAUGUCUAAUGUCUAUGUUACCAAAAAUAAAAGUGGCUCAUCAUAAUCAUUGUUUUACAAAAAUGUAUUUGCUACUUUUAUUAAUAACUUUAUAUUUUUAAUAUGUGGUCAUAACUUGUUUUAUACUUGUGCUUGAAGAAUAAUUAUAUAAAAGAUUGCAAUCCCAAU
Molecule: messenger RNA, 2809 nt
Organism: Impatiens glandulifera
Lineage: Eukaryota; Viridiplantae; Streptophyta; Magnoliopsida; Ericales; Balsaminaceae
Product: cation/H(+) antiporter 18-like
Exons: 3
Coding region: 146-2584 (812 amino acids)
Biological process (GO): proton transmembrane transport; regulation of pH
Cellular component (GO): membrane; endomembrane system
Molecular function (GO): antiporter activity
Source: RefSeq, a predicted model, not a curated record